AUGGAGAGGAGGGAUUCAAAGGAGAUUUCCGGACUGAACUGGACUAGAGCUGACUACAAGCACAUACUUGUGGAUCAGCAGAGAACAUCCACCCUCCAAAUCUUUGAAUUGAUCCUGUAUUUCCCUGAAAAUGUGCCGCACACUCAAGGUGUAGAGCGGCGAGUAAUAACCAGCCUGUUCGCUAACAAAUGCCUCAUACUUGCAGUCCGCCAGCUUCGGCCUAUGCACACAAAAGUUGGUUUUUCACUGCACCCUGUCAAGUCCGGGCGAGAUAAACAAACGAAAUCCUCCCUCGAAAGUCCCCCGCGGUUCUGUCGCCUACACAUUUUUAGAUUAUUGUCAGAAAAAGAAACUUAA
This is a messenger RNA of Dicrocoelium dendriticum, 357 nucleotides long. The record is from the annotation of a GenBank genome assembly. NCBI's taxonomy places the organism in Eukaryota, Metazoa, Platyhelminthes, Trematoda, Plagiorchiida, Dicrocoeliidae.